This is a messenger RNA of Sclerotinia sclerotiorum 1980 UF-70, 1221 nucleotides long. RefSeq lists its product as hypothetical. The record is from RefSeq and is a predicted model, not a curated record. The coding region runs from base 1 to 1221 and encodes 406 amino acids. Lineage: Eukaryota; Fungi; Ascomycota; Leotiomycetes; Helotiales; Sclerotiniaceae. Gene Ontology annotation, molecular function: O-methyltransferase activity. The transcript is spliced from 4 exons.
AUGAGUGUCUCCGAGCUCAUAAAUUCUAUCAAUGCCGCUACUGGCAAAGCUAGUGAAUUGAAUGAAGAAGAUAGAGGGAGGCUUUUUAGUGCUUGUGGAAAACUUCAAUCAAGCUUGGAGGGUCCUAGGGAUAAGUUGAUGAAAAUGAUCUUUUCCUCACUUGAACCUUUGGCACUUAGGCUCGCUGUCGAUAUGGAAAUUUUCGAUACAGCAGCUACUUUAUCUGCGGCCGGCAAAGAAAUCAGAGCUGAGGAUCUAGCUGUUCCGAAAGAUGCUGAUACUUUGCUUGUUGGCGAGUUCCACGUUGCUAUUCGAGUUAUGAGGCUCCUUGUUGGAAUGGGUUUCUUUGUCGAAACGGCUAGAGAAACCUACAAACCAGCACCACUAGCAAGCGCUUUUGUCACAUCCUCUACAUACGGCCAGGCAAUAAUCCAUUUCACAACCCAAAACGAAGUAGUAACCUCUCUCCCAACAUACUUCGCCAAAACUGGCUACAAGAAUCCCAAUGAUGCAUUCAAUGGCCCAUUCCAAUUUGCUCGACAAACAGAACUCCACUGUUUUGAUUGGAUAGCUACUCAGCCCCGUCUUCAAAAUGCUUUCAAUACCGUCAUGACUAUCCCACGUAAUAUUGGUCGUACAGCAUGGUACAAAUACUUUCCCGUUGCAGAGAAGCUCGUUGCAGAAUCCCCUACGGAUCCACUUAUUAUUGAUAUCGGAGGAGGCAUUGGACAUGAUUUGAUACGUUUCAAGGAAGCAAAUCCAGACAUCCAGGGAAGACUCAUCGUGCAAGAUAUACCAGUUGUGAUUUCUGGUAUAGCACCAGGCUCACUUCCUGAAGGCAUUGAAGCUCAACCCCACGAUUUCUUUAAACCGCAGCCGGUCCAAAACGCCAAAGCUUAUUUCCUUGCCAAUGUUUUACACGAUUGGCCUGAUAAACAAGCUUCUAUUAUCCUUGAACAGAUUAGAGACGCAAUGGGGAAGGACAGUAUGUUAUUGAUCAAUGAGAAUUUGAUGAAAGAAGAGAAUGUUUCAUUUGAGAGUGCGUGUACAGAUUGGACAAUGAUGGGUGGAUUUUCGGCAUUAGAAAGAACGGGGAGACAAUUUAAGGAGUUAAUUGAGAGUGUAGGGUUAGUAUUGGUGAAGGUUUGGGGUGCACCAAAUGUGGAGAAUGGACCGUGGGAAGGAAGGAGAUUGUUGGAAGUGGUUAAAAAGGAUAAAUAA